AGGACCCUCACCUCCCAGAGCCAUCUUUCACUUCAACCAAGAAUCAUCACUGGACUCAUGGAUACAUUCGGUUAGAUAGGAGGAAGAAUAGGACGAUGGCUACACACAAGAUGAUAGCCUCGCCUUGUUAGCCCUGUUGUAAGGCAAACCAAAUGAGCUUGAGUUGGUCCGAGCCAGAGUCCAGAGCAUUCAAGAGCGAGUCUAUAGAAGCCCGUUCCUGUCCUGCGAUCAACCGGCCGAAUGAUCCAUUGCUAUCACUUAUCCACAACUUAACCAACUGACUCCCUCUCAACACAACACCGCCACCACCACUACCAGCCUCUUCCACUAUGAAGCUCUCCCUUCCCACCGUCCUCGCAGCCGCCUGCGCCCACGGCGCCGCCGCGCUGCACAUCAACCUCUACACAAGCACCAACUGCAAUGGACCCUUCUUCAUGUGCGUCAACUGGACUCGCAACACAUGCUGCGAUCCCAACUACCCCUCACGUCGAUUCGUGUCCGUCGAAUUCACCAACCUGGACAGGUCGCGCGACUGGGAGUUGCGCGUCUACAACGGCGGCGGCUGCACGCGCCGCACCGCUACCGACGGCAGCGGCGGCCGCAGCUCCGUCUGCUUCGUCCGAGAGCCUCCUUACACAGGCGCCGGCUGGGGCAACUUCAACCGCGAGCGCGACGUGGAAGGUGGUGAUGAUGACGCGCCCGUCGGAUGCCGCCGGCCACAGGAGCUGGGGUUUCCGGACGGGGCCCGGUUCAACCUCACGUUCCUAAGCCGCACCGUUCCGCCGGCUUGCCACCGCGAACCUAUCAACAGUGUUUCGUACUCCGUAUCGGCCCCUCUGAGCGGACAAGGUUCGCAGAUACUGCGAGUGAACUCAAAUCGAGGCACCGGCCCGGUGCUCUAGAUAUUAGAGAUGAGGAGCCCGAUUAUUUUGGUAUGAAAAGGGUUCAAAAAUAGUCGUGAUAGCAUGCCAUCGGGCCCAGAAUGGCAAACGCCAUCUGUGAUUGCUGCACAAUCGCCUAUUUGCGUCAAGGGCUUCACAGAA
Messenger RNA from Colletotrichum navitas, 1043 nucleotides. RefSeq lists its product as uncharacterized. The coding region runs from base 330 to 902 and encodes 190 amino acids. The transcript has 2 exons. Lineage: Eukaryota; Fungi; Ascomycota; Sordariomycetes; Glomerellales; Glomerellaceae. The record is from RefSeq and is a predicted model, not a curated record.